Messenger RNA from Penicillium malachiteum, 1758 nucleotides. Its product is annotated as shugoshin family protein. Bases 1 to 1758 code for a protein of 585 amino acids. The record is from RefSeq and is a predicted model, not a curated record. NCBI's taxonomy places the organism in Eukaryota, Fungi, Ascomycota, Eurotiomycetes, Eurotiales, Aspergillaceae. Gene Ontology annotation, cellular component: nucleus; chromosome, centromeric region. Gene Ontology annotation, biological process: meiotic chromosome segregation. The transcript is spliced from 4 exons.
AUGGCGAGGCUCAACGAUUAUACGGCUCCCGCAGAGUCAAUCGAAGCCCUCAAGCGACGAUUUGUGCGACAGAACCGAGAAAUCGCAAGAGUCAACUCCAUGCAAUCUCUUCGUAUCCGCAGCUUAGAAUCAGAAGUUUCGCAUCUUCUGGCCGAGAACGUGUCAUUGCGCCAGGAAGUAAUCAAUUUGACCCAAGAGACGGAGCGAUUGGCGGCAGCGAAAACUUUGCACUCGGGCAUCUAUGAUAUCAAGUCGCGACUCGACACGAAGUUGGCAGAGUUGAACGAUCUUGCAUCUGAACUGGGCAUGCUGCCUCGGAAAGCGACCAAGCUUGACAAACCCGACCACGAGCGCCCAAAAGUGGCGGAAGCACGACCGCAGCCGAUGGAUUUGGAGAAUGGCGUGGACGACGGAAGACUACCUGCCAUUCUAGAGGACAAAUAUUACCCUCGAAGAACCUUUGAAACACAAGAGAUCCAGAAUCUCGUUCGGUCAGACUCCACUCCAGAGCAGCCAGUCCUGCACCUCGAAUUAUCAGAAAAAUCUCCUGGCAUCGACAGCCCUACACCCAGCCCGAAGAAGCACGAACCCCUAUCAAACAUCCCCCUCGAGGAACCCGCCAGUCCCGAUCCAUUCCUUCCCCCCACCCUUGAGACGCGCAAGAAGAAAAAGAAAGCAGACCCGACAAUCCCUACCAAUGAGGCCAACACACUUUUGAGUGGCGAAACAAAACGACCCACGAAGUCAGGGUCCAAACGCAAAUUCAGCCCGGAUGAGGACGGGGCGUUGUCAGAUGUGGUUUCAGAAAGCGACGAAUUCCAAUUUAGCCGACAUAUUCAAAGUCCUCAAAAAUCCACCACGUUAGACCUAGGGCUUGAAGAUCGAGCCUUGUCGCCAAUCAAGGCUCCCGUGAGCAUACGACGAGGAUCAGCGGCUGGAACUAUGAAACGGAAGGUUCUUGAACCAAAGAGCGCAAAUUUAAAUCUGAACUCACCCAAGAAAGCCCGUGCAUCAUUGCAUCCGGACAAGAAGAUCUCCCAGUCAAGAUGCGACGAAAACACCGUCUCGCCACAGAAAUCAAAGAUGGUAGAGAAACCCGAAAGGAGCUUGAGUCAGGCAGCACGUCGUCCUCGUACAGUGGAUGCCCAAACAGAGAAGCAUUCUCAAUUGUCCGUGGAUCAACCAAUCCUAGUCUUACCAAAGGACUCACCAAUUGUCCAAACGACCUCCAUCGACAGUUCCGAUGACGCAUCCACAUCCCGAUCUUCACGGCGUCGAGGUGCGGUAGUUAGCUAUGCAGAGCCCAACCUUCGAGCCAAGAUGCGUCGCCCAACAGAGGGGUUCAUUGACGCAGUUGGGAAGAAUGGAUCACGCCGAUCAUCCAGUUUCCAACUUGACUCGGGUGAUGCGGAUAACGGAGAAAGGCCAACACAUAGUCCUUGUCCAGCUAGGAAUGAGAUAGACGACUCCACUUCCAACCCGAUGAAUACUUCGCGAGUUGAUGGCUACCAAUUAUCAGAGACUGUUUCCCGAAGAAGACAAUCUCGACGACACUCUUCGAACCCAAAGAGUACCCGUGAACCUUCGCAACGAUUAUCCGAGACCGUUUCCUUGAAAAAGCAAUCCCCAGCCACAAGUUCAUCGUUCAUACAAACAGACAGUUCCUUCGAAGCGGAUGAUUCGCCAGACUGGAAGAAUUCCGAAAGCUACCGUCGCGAGACGAGAGUAGCAGCUCGAAGGAGAAGUAUGAUGGUGUAG